AUGGAUGAAAUUGAUGACAGUUCGAACUCAUUCUCAAGUGCUGAUGAAUUAUGUGAUUUAACACUAAUUGUUGAAAACAAAAAGAUCUAUGCACAUAAAGCUGUAUUAGCUAAAGUAUCACCCGUGUUCAAUCGUAUGUUCUGCAGUGGUUUUAAAGAAAGUUCAGCAAAGGAAAUUACAUUACCAGAUAAAAAAUAUGAGGAAAUUGUUGAAUUAUUACAAUGUUUAUAUCCAAAUAUUUUAAAACCAGUCGAUGCUGAAAAUGCUCAAGUAUUAUUGUCUCUUAGUGAAGAAUACGGUAUUCUUAUCUUGAAAAAACAGAUUGAAAAAUAUUUCAUUACCGUUGUUACUAAUUCUCAUGACUCAACAAAAACAAAUUAUGGUAACGCUUUAAAACUUAAAAUCGAAAAUAUUUUAAAUUUAUUAAUAUUAGCUCAAAUCUAUCGCUUGAACAAACUUGAAUUGGAAAUAAUUGAAUUUUUAAGCGCAUAUGAUGAUGAACAAUUAGAAAAAUACGAUGUUUAUAAACAACAAUUGGAUAUCGACUUUAAAUUUAAAGUGUUGAAAUUAUUCAGUAAAAAGCAGCAAGAUAAAUUAAAAGAAAAAACAAUAAAAUUAAAAGAAUUGGAAGAUAAAUGUACAAGACAAAAAUUUGAUAUUGUAAGAUUAACCAAUGAACUAGACGCAUUAAAACACAUAGUAUAA
Molecule: messenger RNA, 705 nt
Organism: Didymodactylos carnosus
Lineage: Eukaryota; Metazoa; Rotifera; Eurotatoria; Philodinida; Philodinidae
Source: the annotation of a GenBank genome assembly